This is a messenger RNA of Anarrhichthys ocellatus (wolf-eel), 2997 nucleotides long. RefSeq names its product SPRY domain-containing SOCS box protein 4. Gene Ontology annotation, molecular function: protein binding. The coding region runs from base 734 to 1570 and encodes 278 amino acids. The transcript is spliced from 5 exons. The record is from RefSeq and is a predicted model, not a curated record. NCBI's taxonomy places the organism in Eukaryota, Metazoa, Chordata, Actinopteri, Perciformes, Anarhichadidae. Gene Ontology annotation, biological process: intracellular signal transduction; proteasome-mediated ubiquitin-dependent protein catabolic process. Gene Ontology annotation, cellular component: SCF ubiquitin ligase complex.
CGGCUGUCAGAGACGCACGAGCGGUGAUAACAUCCACGGAACAGGCUGCGGGCAGGAGGAACAAAGAAAAAAAGCCGCCCGUGUGCGUGUAGCAAAAACGUCCUUUCACUCCGGCAACGCGGACACAUUUCCAGGUUUUGUGCAUUACUUGAAGCACUCACCAUUAACCGGGUGGUUGGCACUCGUCGUCGUACGCACUGGUUGUUGUUUUUUCCCCCGGUGAGGAUAGAGGAAACUUCGUCGUCGUGAGAGGGUUUUUUUGUCCGGUCGCCUUUCUCGAAACCUUUUUCCUUUUGGACACGCUGGGUUGGGAAGAGGUGCCGUGCGGAACUAACCGGAGCUUGGUAUCGGUGCCGGUGCCCCCGUUGGCUCCGUGGAGAUGCUCUGUUCUCUAGACUUCCUCAGUCUGAUGGAUUAAGAGAGGCCGACAGGAGCACCUGUCUCUCUCUCUCUGUGUCUUGCUCUCAAACACCCUCUGGCUGGAAUCCCUAAUCGCUGAUGCAGCCAGUGUGUGGCAGAAAGCAGCUGGAAAGCCUUUCAUGGGCUGUGAAGGAGUGUGGUUCCCCCUGGCUGAAGACGGCGUGCGUGUCCCACAGCACCUUUCUACCCAGGACCCACUGUGUUACCGUUGCGCCCAUGAGGUAACGUCAGGACCUAGCGCCCCCUCAUCACCACCCUCGGUCCAUCCAUCUCCCUCCCCUCUGGUCCCUCUUUCCCUCUGACCCACCCAGCCAUGGGCCAGAAGAUCUCUGGCAGCAUCAAGUCGGUGGAUGUACGCGGGGAGCCCUCGUAUCGGCCCGUACGCCGCGAACUGCGGGGCCCGGAUUUCUGUCGGCCCCCCAGGCUGGACUUGCUGCUGGACAUGCCGGCGGCCAGCCCCGAGACCCAGCUCCGCCACGCCUGGAACCCGGACGACCGGUCGCUCAACGUCUUCGUCAAGGAGGACGACAAGCUGACGUUUCACCGACAUCCAGUGGCACAGAGCACAGACUGUAUCCGCGGCAAGGUGGGCUACACCAGGGGCCUCCACGUGUGGAGGAUUCACUGGCCGGCUCGACAGAGAGGCACCCACGCCGUCGUGGGCGUGGCCUCCGCCGAGGCGUCUUUACACUCGGUUGGCUACACAGCCCUGGUGGGCUCCGACCCGGAGUCCUGGGGCUGGGACCUGGGUCGCAACAGACUCUACCAUGAUGGAAAGAACCGGCCCGUCUCCAUGUCGGCACCCACGUAUCCCUGUUUCCUGGAGCCAGACGAGUCGUUUGUGCUCCCAGACUCUCUGACAGUAAUACUAGACAUGGACGAAGGAACGCUGAGCUUCAUGGUAGACGGACAGUAUCUGGGAGUAGCUUUUAGAGGGCUCAAAGGCAAGAGACUGUAUCCCAUCGUCAGCGCUGUGUGGGGGCACUGUGAAGUUUCUAUUCGCUACGUCAACGGACUAGAUCCGGAGCCCCUCCCCCUCAUGGACCUGUGCAGACGAGUAGCUCGACUGACUCUUGGCAGGGAGCGCAUCCAUCACAUCGACACCCUCCCGCUGCCGCAGAUGCUGAAGAACUACCUCCAGUACCAGUGACCCACACACACUCUGAUGGGACGACACCGAGCUAAUGGCAGCCAGCCUCCAAACUGAACCUAAUCAGAACCAUCAGACAUCUGCUGAGGUUGCGGACGAUGGCGUUGACUACGAACAGGUGGUGAAGAUGGCGCUGCAUGGGGUUUGUCUGUUUUGAAUGUUUUUAUCUUCUGUUUUUGCGCCUUAUUUUUUUAAACAUUUUUUUAGCUGUCUUUCUACUGGACAGAGGAGCUGAUGAAUGAAACAAAAAGUGAGACAUUAAAAGGAGGAUGUUUUUAUCCAGUUUCCUGCUAAUCACAUGUACAGAGUCCUCGGUUUUGAAGGCCUUAAACGCUGUGGUUUUGGUGGUGACGGCUUAAACCGCCAUCUUUCCUGCACGUGCUCUGUGGAAAGCCUCCUCUGGAAAACAUGCUGGUAUUUACAGUAUAUUCCCAACAACACAGCAGGCUCUGUGGAGAGGCAACAAUCCCUCCAAGCCACAGGAGAGUCUACACGGUUCUCUUUCUGUUAGUGUGUACACAGUGCAGCACACAUGGAUUACAUACUGUGUGUGUGUGUGCGUGUGCGCGUGCGUGCGCACAGAAACAAAGCCUUGACUGUCUUUAGAAAAAUAACAACUCACUGACAAGCAGGCGGUUACCACCUACUGGCUAGAAAACCCACAACAACUCCUGUGUUUGAACCUUCUGAAUCCCCCUCCUCUCUCCUGCCAGCCUCUCUCUCUCUCCCUCUGUCUCUUCAUCACUCGCUCCAGUUUGAUUUUAAGCCUCCACCGUGUUUGGUGAAGUCAGAGGACCGCGGGCUCUGUUUUUCGACUCUGUAACGCUGAUAGAGAUUGAUCUGAAGGUUGAAGCUGUGUUUGACUGCUAAUGUGCCUGAGACGGAAACACACACACACAAAAAGCACAUGUCAACACUUCUGUCAUGUCACAAAGACACCCCCCCCCCAAUACACACACAUACACCAAGUUUUUAAUGCUGCUUUUCCAUCCUUUUUAUUCCAGUCUUAUCCCCAUGUGGGUUUUUUUUAUGCCUGAUUUACUUCUGGCCUUAUGAGUUUUUUUUUUUUUUUUCUUUUUUUUUAUAAAUGUUUUUUUCUCAUUCCAUGGAUCAUGAUAUUUGUCUGCGGGACAGGUUGUCUCGUAGGUAUAGGUAGAAAAUGUGCUGCCAUGAGAAUCUUUUAAAUGUGAAUAAAAACUAAACUGUUUCUGUGUGCUCUUUGAGUGUCUUGUGUUGCUGCAGGAAUGAGUUCUCAUGUAUGCACUACCGGGUCUCUUGUGUGGAGGUCAAUGGGUUUUAAUAUAGGAUUUGUGUUCGAUGCCUGGAUUAAGAUCUGUGGGUAGCACAAGUUAAAGACAAUAUUUUGCUCUAGUCUAGGAUAUAAAAAUAUUUUUUAUAUCGGAUAAUGUCAACAACACAUUACACCA